Messenger RNA from Canis lupus familiaris (dog), 3669 nucleotides. It is a transcript of the gene SLC26A8, whose product is annotated as solute carrier family 26 member 8. Bases 160 to 3114 code for a protein of 984 amino acids. The transcript has 20 exons. The record is from RefSeq and is a predicted model, not a curated record. Lineage: Eukaryota; Metazoa; Chordata; Mammalia; Carnivora; Canidae. Gene Ontology annotation, biological process: transmembrane transport. Gene Ontology annotation, molecular function: bicarbonate transmembrane transporter activity; oxalate transmembrane transporter activity; sulfate transmembrane transporter activity. Gene Ontology annotation, cellular component: membrane.
GGAGGCGACGGCGACUAAUAGGGUGUCGGGAAAAGAGCCAAAAGAUCUUUGAACUGCCGGUAGUCACCAGCAGCCGAGCAUCUGCUCAGCAGAACCUCCAACUUCCAAGAAAUACUUACAUUUGGAAAAGGAAGGUUCCAGCCAGAAAGCCGUUAUUCCAUGUUCGGGGACAUACGGCUUAAUCUUCGGAACUGUGACGGACCCUAUCCCGAAAGAAUGAUGCAACCAGAGAGGAGUGCCCAGAGUUUUGGCUAUAAAUAUAGGCAAAAUUCUUUCACAUAUGAUGUCAAGCGAGAUGUGUACAAUGAGGAGACCUUUCAACAGGAACAUAGAAGGAAGAGUAUUUCCUCUGGGAACUUGGACAUCGACAUUACCACCUUCAGACAUCAUGUCCAGUGCCGCUGCUCAUGGCACAAAUUCCUGAGAUGCAUACUAACGAUCUUUCCUUUCCUGGAGUGGGUGUGUUUGUAUCGGUUCAAGGAUUGGCUUAUUGGAGACUUACUUGCUGGUAUAAGUGUUGGCUGUGUGCAAGUUCCCCAAGUCCUGACAUUUAGUUUGCUGACCAGGCAACUGAUUCCUCCUCUCAAUGUCUGUUAUGCAGCUUUCUGUUCUUCAUUAAUUUAUGUCAUUUUUGGAUCAUGUCAUCAAAUGUCCAUUGGUUCCUUCUUCCUUGUGAGUGCUCUGAUGAUCAAUGUCCUGAGAUUGUACCCAUUCAACAGUGGCCACCUGGUUCUGGGAACUUUCAUCAAGGAAGACUUUUCUGCACCCUCCUUCCUUGUGGAUUAUAACAGAUCCUUGAGUGUGGUGGCAUCCACAACUUUUCUGACUGGGAUUAUUCAGCUAUCGAUGGGCUUGUUGGGUUUUGGCUUCCUUGCUACGUACCUUCCGGAGGCUGCAAUCAGCGCUUACCUGGCUGCCGUGGCGCUACACGUUAUUCUGUCCCAGCUGACUUGCAUCUUUGGCAUUAUGAUCGGUUUCCACUCUGGUCCCAUCUCCUUCUUCUACAACAUAGUUAACUACUGUGCAACUCUCCCAAAAGCUAAUUCUACCAGCAUCCUGCUAUUUCUAACUGCUGUUGUUGCGCUGAGAAUCAACAAAUGUAUCAGAAUUUCUUUCAAUCGGUACCCAAUUGAGUUUCCCAUGGAAGUUUUACUGAUUCUUGGCUUCGCUGCUUUUGCAAACAAGAUAACCAUGGCAACGGAAACCAGCAAGAUGCUCAUUGAUAUGAUUCCUUAUAGCUUCCUGUUUCCUGUGACGCCAGAUUUGAACAUUCUUCCUGAACUUAUUUUAGAAGCCUUCUCCUUAGCUCUAGUGAGCUCCUCUCUGCUCAUAUUUUUGGGCAAGAAGAUUGCCAGUUACCAUAACUACCAUGUGAAUUCCAACCAGGAUUUAAUAGCCAUCGGCCUUUGCAAUGUCGUCAGCUCAUUUUUCAGAUCUUGUGUGUUUACUGGUGCUAUUGUCAGGACUAUUAUCCAAGAUAAGUCUGGAGGAAGACAACAGUUUGCAUCUCUGGUAGGCGCAGGUGUGAUGCUGCUCCUCAUGGUGAAGGUGGGACGCUUUUUCAAUGAACUGCCAAAUGCUGUGCUGGCUGGUAUUAUUCUGAGCAACAUCCUACCGUACCUUGAAAUCAUUUACAACCUACCCAGUCUGUGGAGGCAGAACCAAUAUGAUUGUAUCAUUUGGUUGGUGACAUUCACAUCUGCCAUUUUCCUGGGACUGGAUGUUGGACUACUUGUUUCAAUAGCUUUUGCCUUCUUCAUCAUCACUGUUCGGUCACACAGAACUAAGAUUCUCCUCCUGGGUCAGAUCCCUAACACUAACAUUUAUAGAAGCUUCAAUGACUAUCGGGAGGUUACAAACCUUCCUGGGCUGAAAAUCUUCCAGUGCUGCAACUCCAUCACAUUUGUCAAUGUUGAUCACCUAAAGCACAAGCUGUUGAAAGAGGUCGAAAUGGUAAGGGUGCCUCUUAAAGAAGAAGAAAUGUUCCGCCUAUUUAAUCAAAGUGAAGAAGGCUCACAGGAAGAAAGAAUUUGUCAGUGUUUCUGCAACUGUGACGAGCUAGAGCCACCACCCAGGAUUGUCUACACGGACAGAUUUGAAAGUAGACGGGACCAUGACUCUUCCUCCAUUAACCUGAUCCGCUGCUCACGUUUUGAGAGCAUGAACAUGAGCCAGUCCAUUUCCGAUGACCAAGGACCAUACACCAUAUCUUCAAUGCCUCACAGAAAUCACGGUCAAAACUACGAGGACAUGGACAAAGCUUGGCUUUCUAAUAACCCCUCUAGAAACAACUCGAUGCCACUGCCUGGCACUGCUGAAAACCAGGAGAGGAGGAGAUCAUUCCUUCCCCACUCAGACAGCUCUCUACCCAGCAUCCACACCAUUAUCCUGGAUUUCUCCAUGGUACAUUUUGUGGAUUCACGGGCUUCGGUGUCGUUAAGACAAAUGUGCAAUGCUUUCCAAAAUGCCAACAUUUUGGUACUCAUUUCAGGGUGUCAUUCUUCUGUGGUCAGGGCAUUUGAGAGGAAUGAUUUCUUUGACGCUGGCAUCACCAAGGCCCAGCUGUUCCUCACCCUCCACGACGCUGUGCUGUUUGCCUUGUCAAGGAAGUUUCCAGAGUCAUCCGAGUUAAGCAUGGACGAAUCUGAGACAGUGAUACAGGAAACCUUCUCAGAAACAGACAAGAAUGAAGAGUCAAAACAUAAAAUGAGCAGCGGUCUUCUAGAAGUCUCCAAAAACAUAAAUCCAGAUUACACCAUGAUGCAGAGACCAAUAACAGAGGAGGACUUGGAGCUAGACCUGGAGCUGGAGCCCACACUGGAGUCAGAACAAGAAACUGGGCUAGAUCUAGAGCUAGACCUGGAUCAUGAGAUGGAGCCUGAGUCAGAGCUAGAGCUAGAGCCUGAACCAGAGCUAGGGCCUAGAUUGGAGAUGGAGCCUGAGUCUGAGUCCAUGCCCAGACCAAGGGCUCAGACUUUUCCUCGGCAGCAGUACUGGCCUCUGUAUCAGUCUAUGCCUCCUGGCUCCCCAAGUCAGGCUCGGCCUAGGACACAGUCAUUGGAGAGGAGGCAUCAGGGUCUGAAUUCAUAUUCACCCAAGGGCAAUAACACUUAGGAAAUGAACUGGGAAUAAGGAGUAAGAUUCCCUUGGCAAAUCCUCCUUCCCUUCCCAAUGGCUUCACUUGGUCAGAAGACCUAGACUAGUUACAUACUAGCAAUCCUUGUUUUGGGACUCCUCUACCUGCUGGGUUCAGCACUGGGAUCUUACUCCCAGAUCACAACGCUAAAUACUAAGAAUUAUCUCUGAAUUCCCUACCUAGGCUUACCUUAUUUCACCUUCAGCAGAUAUUCUAGUGAAAGAUUUUCUUCUUUGCACUCCCCAUACUUCUGAGGAUACUGUCCAACCAUCUCUAACUUACUCCUCUCAUCUCUGUUUCCCUUUCUCCAAAGAGAUGAGGUUCAAAUAAAAUAUAUAACUCUUGUUAUAUUUGGACCCCUCCUGCAUCUUUUCCCUUCUCUGUAUUCUGUAUUCCUAAGGAAAUGUUGGGUGGGAGAAAUUCCAGAAGUGGGUGGACAUGGUGAAGAAGAGAUGAGCAAGAAAAGGAAAACCCAGAUAGCAUUUGUAUUUUAUAUGCAAGGUAUCUUCACUGUGCUGAUGGUAGAAAUAGGG